ACCACUACAGGCAAAUGUCUGGCUUCAUUGAAAGAGUCAAAAUCAGCAAAGUAUUGCUGAUGCAAGACAUGGACCUUACAGAAAAGUUUGUAGGAAAGAGCCUUGAUGAAAUUGGGAGCAUUCCUUUUGAAGACAUUUUAACAUCUGGUCCAGAGACAUGUGGUAAUGAAAAUAGAGCAGAAAGUCAAGCAGAAGUCGAUGCUGAGCACACAAGUCUUGAAUGUCAAGCAGAAGUCGAUGCUGAGCACACAAGUCUUGAAUGUCAAGCAGAAGUCGAUGCUGAGCACACAAGUCUUGAAUGUCAAGCAGAAGUCGAUGCUGAGCACACAAGUCUUGAAUGUCAAGCAGAAGUCGAUGCUGAGCACACAAGUCUUGAAUGUCAAGCAGAAGUCGAUGCAGAGCACACAAGUCUUGAUGCCCCAGAUGGAUAUGGGUAAGUUAAAUUAAAAAACAUUGAAACAAUGUACUUUAAUAUCCCCAUUGGAGAUCAAUGUUUUUUAGCUGAG
This is a messenger RNA of Dreissena polymorpha, 506 nucleotides long. RefSeq lists its product as uncharacterized. The record is from RefSeq and is a predicted model, not a curated record. NCBI's taxonomy places the organism in Eukaryota, Metazoa, Mollusca, Bivalvia, Myida, Dreissenidae. The coding region runs from base 15 to 437 and encodes 140 amino acids. The transcript has 2 exons.